Molecule: messenger RNA, 931 nt
Organism: Arabidopsis arenosa
Lineage: Eukaryota; Viridiplantae; Streptophyta; Magnoliopsida; Brassicales; Brassicaceae
Source: the annotation of a GenBank genome assembly
GCUCUCGAAGAGUAUGAGUAAAAACAACAAACCUUCGUCUCUAACAAAUGUGUGGCAGCUGCUUGAAACUGGUGGUGAAGUAGGAAAAUGGGAGAUCUCUACGCUUUGGACUUCGAUGGAGUUCUCUGUGAUAGUUGUGGAGAGAGCUCUCUAUCAGCUGUCAAGGCAGCGAAAGUGAGAUGGCCUGAUUUGUUCGAAGGAGUUGAUUCCACUUUAGAGGAAUGGAUCGUUGAUCAAAUGCAUAUCGUGAGACCAGUGGUGGAAACUGGCUAUGAAAAUCUUCUACUUGUGCGGUUGUUAUUGGAGACAAAGAUACCAUCGAUUCGGAAAUCUUCAGUUGCAGAAGGUUUGACUGUUGAUGGGAUAUUGGAGAGCUGGGCAAAGAUUAAGCCGGUAAUCAUGGAAGCUUGGGAUGAAGAUAAAGAUGCUCUGAUCGAUUUGUUUGGAAAUGUUAGAGAUGAUUGGAUUAACAAGGACUUGACAACUUGGAUUGGUGCCAACAGAUUCUAUCCAGGAGUUUCAGAUGCACUGAAAUUUGCCAGCUCAAAGAUUUAUAUCGUUACCACGAAACAGGGCCGCUUUGCAGAAGCGUUACUGCGUGAAAUAGCAGGUGUAAUCAUACCAUCAGAAAGGAUUUAUGGUUUGGGUUCAGGGCCAAAGGUGGAAGUGCUAAAGCUACUUCAAGAUAAACCAGAACAUCAGGGCUUGACGCUGCAUUUCGUGGAAGACAGACUCGCAACGCUGAAGAAUGUCAUCAAAGAGCCUGAAUUAGACAAAUGGAAUUUAUACUUAGGAAACUGGGGAUACAACACCGAGAAAGAGAGAGCAGAAGCAGAAAGCAUUCCCAGGAUUCAGGUUAUCGAGCUCUCCGCGUUUAGCAAUAAGCUUAAAUGAGUGCAUACUCAUCGGAAAAGAAACAAGCUUUCCUUUU